AUGAAAAAGAGAGACGAUCACCAUUUUGAGUCUUUUCUGAAGGCAAUAAAACGAGACAAUCCCGAUUUAGUAACAUUCAUUCUCAAUCUUGAAAAAGAAAUUCAUCAUGAUUGCUUCGAUGGCACUGGUAACCCAAAUAUUAAUGAUCUAAUCCAAUUUGAUAAACGUUUAAAACCAUUAGAAAGGGAAAAGUUUAAACUAUUAGGUAGGAAUGCAAACGAAGAUGUUGUACUCUUAGAGAAGAAAGUUCUAGAAUUAGAGAAAGAGAUUUCUUGUUUAAAAAUCGAAAACACCAAAUAUAGAUCAGACCUCGAAAGUCAGGUGAAAGUGAAUAACAAUCUUACUGAAAAGCUAAAGCAACUUGAGGACAAAAACUCCGAAUUAAGCGGAGUUAAAGAAGAUCUUAUGGUUUAUAAAAGAGCCAAUGCCAAAUUGUCCGAUGACCUCAAAUCGAAAUGCGAUGAAGUCGCCACGUUAACUGAACGCUGCCGUCAGCUGGUUUUCGCGAAUGAAGGACUGACAAAGCAAAAAAAAAGUUUUGAACUGGAGCUAGAUGAGGUUCAAAAUAAGCAUCCUAGCUUUCCUGAAGAAAUAAAGCAAACGGGCACCAACCUAAAAAUUAGGGAGAGUAGCGCGGUCAUGGGCAUCGCCCUCCUCAACCAACGUAUAUACAUCGUCUGUUUGAAGUCGCCAAAAAUCUUUGUGUUUGAAGAUAAUCCACCCUAUCUGCAGCUGACCCGCGAAGAAUUCGAGAUAACCUCCAUGCAAGAUCCUCGCGACCUUAUCUCGAGCCCCCGAGACCGGUGUCUUUUUAUCGCCGACGUCUCCAGCAGCAAAGAAUUCAAAAUCUGGCAACUCGAAACAAUCACUGGAAAGUUCAUCACUAUGAUGUCCAUGCCAGCGAAUGCUUCUUCCGUCACGUUACCGAUGACGUCACCAUUAACUAACUCAGCUUUGUUGACCAUGUCAAAAAUGGGAAGUUUGGAUUCUGGUGAAAUACUCGAGUGUGAUAGCGAUGGCUUGGAAAAUCGCGCAAAAGGUCCGACUUUCAAAAUAACCAACUGGGUGGUUAACAAAAAGCCGAAAAAAUUGAGCGUAUCUGAUAACAAGGCGCUACGCUGCAACAGAUACAACGUGGACAGUACUGCCAGGAACGUUAGCAGUAACCUAAGCAGCAGCCCGAACUUCAUAGUCGUACUCACGUGUGAGUGCAACGGAGAUGAAGAAAACUUCUCAGUCAUCAUCUACAGGAUCUCAGAUAAGAAAAUGUUGAGGAACUUCACGCUGACGCCCGACAUCGGCGAAGUGCAGCACGUCGUUGUCCACACGCCACAAGACGUGCAGUGGCAGUGUCGCAGUUUUGACGCCGGCAGCUCUUUCGAUAGUGAUAUUUCAUUUUCAUUGCCUAUUUUGGACGGCAACCAUAUGACGACCCGCAGCCAUAACAGCAACGACAGCUUCUUCAACGACAUCCUAGACAAGUCUACCCUAAUUGUCACACGCAGAGAUGUCAGAAGACUUCAGGAUUGCGAUGAAUCACUCUGGUUGGUCAGCAGGUUGAGGAUUGAUGGAUCGAAGAUCAGCUGUUUCAUUCCAGCCAUUGUGGAUGGGAUUGAACUGAACAAGCCGGAAUAUAUUGCGCUGGUUGAAAAUGGCAGAAUUAUCGUAGCUGACUGCGAAAACAAUCGCCUGGUCAUUCUCGGCGCUAAACUAACCGGGGGCGAGACGUUGGUGAAGACGGAUGCCAAACACAAACUCAACAAACCGUCCAGAGUUGUGUACAGCAGAGAUAAGAGGAUGUUGGUCGUAAGUGAAUGGGGCAAGAUAGGGGUUUUCGACGUUUUUGUAUUUUGA
Molecule: messenger RNA, 1854 nt
Organism: Helobdella robusta
Lineage: Eukaryota; Metazoa; Annelida; Clitellata; Rhynchobdellida; Glossiphoniidae
Exons: 5
Coding region: 1-1854 (617 amino acids)
Molecular function (GO): protein binding
Source: RefSeq, a predicted model, not a curated record